Paramacrobiotus metropolitanus is the source of this 967-nucleotide messenger RNA. RefSeq lists its product as uncharacterized. The transcript is spliced from 5 exons. Gene Ontology annotation, cellular component: extracellular region. Lineage: Eukaryota; Metazoa; Tardigrada; Eutardigrada; Parachela; Macrobiotidae. The coding region runs from base 171 to 770 and encodes 199 amino acids. The record is from RefSeq and is a predicted model, not a curated record. Gene Ontology annotation, molecular function: chitin binding.
UGGUUGCCGUUGCACAGAUGUAAAAUCAUAUUUAAGCUGAUUACUACCAGAACCAAAAGCCGCAGUUCACAAGUCAUCUACGUACGUAUACAAGUGCAUCUUGCAAUCGAAACACUAGCGUUGUCCAGUUGCCUACUCUUACUUUGAGAUUAAUUCUCACAACAGCGAGAAUGAUGAAGUUGGCGGUCGUCGUUAUGUUGGCGAUGGGCGUGGCUAGCGGCUCCGUUGUGAAAAAGCGACAGGUCAGUCAGGAGAGCUUGAAGGUGUGGAGCGCCCUGGACCAGAUGCGGGGCUCGCGCGUCCGACUGGAGGUGGGCGACAUGCAGGAGCUGUACAAGAGCGCCAAGGCUGGACAAGACUAUCCCAAUCUUAGCGCAAUCCCAGACACGACCAGCAUUAGCUGCGCCACACAAAAACCAGGUUUCUACGCCGACACCGAUCCGCUCUCCCGAUGCCAAGUUAUUCGUCGUUGUGAUAUCAACGGGAACUUGACGAGCUACCUGUGUCCUAACAUGACGAUUUUUAACCAGAUUACGCUGAUCUGCGAUUGGUUCUUCAAUGUCGACUGCAACCAGGCCAAGAACUUUUACGACUACAGCAACAGCCGGCUGUAUCAGCCGGAUCGCGUCCUGCUGGACAACCAGGACGACUACCAAGUGGCCGCCGCCGUCAACGCCCUGCCGCCGUCGGUAGCGCCGCAACCGGCUGCAGGUGGCGCUAACACGCCACCGUCCACCGGCGAGCCUACAACCGAGGCAGCCACUGCGUAGUUACUGCAAUAAACAAUCUCAUCCCUCCUCUAUUUUUGCACACGCAGUUUUUAGAAGGCAUAUAUUUUAUUGGUUUUAUACGCUUUGUUAUAUGGUUUUUGUAACGCUCCUGUGCAAAAAGGCGACAGUGCCGGCAUUUCCCUUCAUGCAGCGGUUUUGAAUAAAAUAUGGAAAUAGCAAGUGGUCAGUUGAUAAGU